Molecule: messenger RNA, 872 nt
Organism: Gopherus evgoodei (Goodes thornscrub tortoise)
Lineage: Eukaryota; Metazoa; Chordata; Testudines; Testudinidae
Product: lymphocyte antigen 6E-like
Exons: 4
Coding region: 1-324 (107 amino acids)
Molecular function (GO): acetylcholine receptor inhibitor activity
Source: RefSeq, a predicted model, not a curated record
AUGAUCCCAGCUCAUCUGGUUUUAAAAGCUCACUCGUUGGUCUGCUUCAUCUGUAAGGAUGCAUCCUCCAACUGGGGUUGUCUGGCACCCACUAUAUAUCGAAGUGGUGAAAACAACUGUGUGACAGAAUAUAGCAUUUUCGAAACUGGCGGACAAUCUGGGCAGAGCAUCUCCAAGCGGUUUUCUGUAGAUUGCCCCGGCGGUGUUUCCUGCUGCAGUUUUUCCUUCUGCAACUUCAGCAGUGCCAGCAGUUUGAAAGUCAGCUACUCAGUGCUGGCCAUGGCGCCCUUGGCCAGCUUUGUCUAUGUCAGGGCCGGACUCUGAUCAGGCCAGGAAAAAAGAACUUGAUGCCGUGAAGAACCUGCUCAGGCUUCUCCAACAAGACACCAACCGCCCACUCUGUGCAAACCUAUACAGGGGUUACUGAUGGUGCCCUUUCUUCCAAACUCUCUCUCAGAUCUCCAGAUUGUGGAGAUGCCUGCUUGCACUCUUGACCCAUCAGGAAAUGGUGGAUAAUGUUGGCAGAGUUUCUGCUUUUAUACCCAUAGUACCUGUUGAUGGGGGCUGAUUUAAAAAAAAAAGUCAGGGCUCAUCAAUAAAUGUUUAUCCCAAACCAGCUCAUAAACACCCCUGCCUCUUGCUACUGCAGAGACAUUUCCCAUACACUCAUGCUAGGGAUCAGCACCAGACUGACUCCUGGGAAGGCAUGAUCUAAAAACAAACCUCAGAUACAUUCACCCCCUGGUUCGAUUCUGUUUGUUUACAUUGUUUUGUUUCUCCUGCUCCUUGGCUGACUUUUCUUAUGUAAAAUGAAUGCAGUGCUCACAGUGUGAGCACCACACCUGAAUAAACACAUUCCUGUUCUUGCCUGA